AUGGAAGCUGAGGCCUUUGAAAGCCUUUGUGAAGGCAAGUACGAUUCCAGUAGCGACGAUUUCGAGGGUUUUGUCGAUGACACGGUCGAUGAAGAACUUUGCUAUGCCUCUGAAAACAUACCCAGGUAUUUGGCAGAAAUUGGUGCAUUAUGUAUCAUCAAUGGUGAAAACGAGCCCAUUACUCUAAGCAGUAUGUAUGAAAAGAUUGCAGGGGACACGAACAAGCUCGGAUUCUCUUGGGAGUUUUUUGAAGCCUAUCGGCAUUUGAAGCUUUUAGGCUAUGUCGUGGGGCGCCAUGCUGUCCCUUGGUCUAUGAAGAGUGUAAAAUCACGAGAAAGUACAAUCGAACUGGACAUCACUAAAAUGCUUGAUAAGUUGCAUUUUGGUGAAGCAAGACCAAUAUUUGAUGUUUAUCCUCCUAAUAGCAAGUUUAGAAAGUCUUCUCCUGGAAAUCCAUUGUUCGUGCUCUGCUUUACAGGGGACCGACCGCCAUCCAAACUAGAAAUCGAGAACCUUGAGGCACGUUGCAAUGGGAGUCCCGUGAAGUUCUGUGUUGUUGAGCAUGGACAGGUUAGUUUCAUGUCCUUCACAAAAGUCGAGCUGCCUGUCCUCCCGUGA
Molecule: messenger RNA, 618 nt
Organism: Striga hermonthica
Lineage: Eukaryota; Viridiplantae; Streptophyta; Magnoliopsida; Lamiales; Orobanchaceae
Source: the annotation of a GenBank genome assembly